Amblyraja radiata (thorny skate) is the source of this 2976-nucleotide messenger RNA. RefSeq names its product fibrillin-3-like. The transcript has 2 exons. The record is from RefSeq and is a predicted model, not a curated record. NCBI's taxonomy places the organism in Eukaryota, Metazoa, Chordata, Chondrichthyes, Rajiformes, Rajidae. Bases 134 to 2710 code for a protein of 858 amino acids. Gene Ontology annotation, molecular function: calcium ion binding.
CCAGCUUGCUCAUUGCAUCAACAAUGUAGGAAGUUAUCAAUGUGCAUGUUUGAGUGGUUUUAAUGGUGAUGGAAAAAACUGCUCUGACAUUGAUGAAUGCCAAAGUCACAAUGGAGGAUGCCACCCCUUUGCAAUGUGCAACAAUACACCUGGGUCUUUCUACUGCACCUGUCCUUAUGGGUUCACUGGCAAUGGAACUGAAUGCUUGGAUAUCGACGAAUGUGCCCUUGGCAAUAUGAUCACCUCCUGCAAUGAUUCUGCCACAUGCAAAAAUACAGAGGGAUCAUUCCAGUGUGAAUGCCACAUAGGUUUCCACGGAGAUGGAUUCAUUUGUGUGGACAUUGAUGAAUGUGAGAUACUUUCCACAUGUGACAGGAACGCAGAUUGCAACAAUACUAUCGGAUCCUACUUAUGUACUUGCAGAAAUGGAUUUGUAAAUGCUGAAGGAUCGUGCUUGGACGUGAAUGAAUGUCUUAAUCAGAAAGUUUGUCACCAGAAAGCAAACUGCAUCAAUGUACAAGGUUCAUUCUACUGCAGUUGUAAAUCUGGCUUUUCAGGAAAUGAAACAGACUGUGUGGAUAUUGAUGAUUGUGCUCUGAAUAUUUGUCAUGAAAAAGCAACCUGCAUUAACACCAUUGGAGCCUACCGUUGUGAAUGCCACAUAGGAUAUGAAGGAAAUGGAACUCUGUGCGUUGACGUAAAUGAGUGUGUUACAAAUGACACCAUGUGUCACAUAUACAGUACCUGUGUUAACACUGAAGCUUCUUAUACAUGUCUGUGCAAUGAAGGUUUUGUUGGAAAUGGGUCAUACUGCGAAGAUAUUAAUGAAUGCCUUCUGACUAAUAUAUCUUUCCAAUGUCAUUUAGACUCAUAUUGCAUUAAUACUUUGGGAUCCUUUGAAUGCCUCUGUGAAACUGGUUUUCAAAGCAAUGGAACUUAUUGUGUUGACAUUGAUGAAUGUAAAACAACUUCAUCUGACUGCCACGAAAAUGCUACUUGCAUCAAUUUUUUGGGUUCGUUUGAUUGCCAGUGCUUGGCUGGAUUUAUUGGAAAUGGAACACAGUGCAUGGAUAUCAAUGAAUGCAAUGCAGAUAACACAUGCCACAGCAAAGCCUUUUGCCUGAAUAAACUGGGUUCCUAUCUGUGUCUCUGUGAUUCCGGUUUUACUGGAGAUGGACAAAACUGCGAUGAUAUUGAUGAGUGCUCAGACAGCACGACUUGUCGUAAAGACCAGAAAUGUAUUAAUACUGCUGGCUCUUUUCAAUGUGUUUGUCCCACUGGUUUUUCAGAAAACGGAGCCCUGUGUAUUGAUAUUGAUGAAUGCUUGGCCAAUAGCUUUCUUUGUCACCCAGAUGCUCUCUGUAUCAACCAACCUGGUUCAUUCUUUUGUACGUGCAAAUUUGGAUUUGCUGCUGAUGGAUUGAACUGUACAGACUUGGAUGAAUGUUUUGGAAAUGGAAUUGAAUGCAUAGAUAUUGAUGAGUGUGCAUUGGAGUAUCCAAUUUGUGAUGAAAAUGCAAUUUGCAACAACACUAUUGGAGCUUACCAGUGUGAGUGCCGUGAAGGAUUUGAAGGAAAUGGGACUAUAUGCUAUGACACUAAUGAGUGCAUUCAAAACCAGACCACAUGCCACAUAUAUAGCACUUGUGCUAAUAUGGAAUCUUCUUAUAUAUGCCAUUGCAAUGAAGGAUUUGUGGGAGAUGGAUUAUACUGUGAAGAUGUAGAUGAAUGCGCACAACCUGAUGUGUUAUUCUUAUGUCGAUUGGAUUCAUAUUGUGUGAACACACUGGGAUCAUUUGAAUGCCAUUGUGAGGAUGGUUUUGAAAGUAAUGGGUCUGAAUGUAUUGACAUUGAUGAAUGUAUGGCAAAUUCAUCGGACUGCAAUGUGCACACUAACUGUAUUAAUUUUUCCGGGUGGUUUUAUUGUGAGUGCUUGGAUGGGUUUAUUGGAAAUGGAACAGAGUGCCUAGACAUUAAUGAAUGUGCAGAUAAUCAUACAUGUGGCACGAUGUCUUCUUGCCUGAAUACACCAGGCUCCUUUCAAUGUCUCUGUAAUUCUGGUUUUAAUGGAGAUGGACAUAACUGCAGUGAUGAUAAUGAAUGCUUAAAUAACACUAUUUGUCGGGUUGAUCAGAUAUGCAUUAACACAGUGGGCUCUUUUCAGUGUGUUUGUGCCAGUGGAUUUUCAGAUAAUGGAUCAGUGUGUGUAGAUAUUGAUGAAUGCUUGAUAGAAAACUUCCCUUGCCACCCAGAUUCUAUUUGCUCCAACCAACCUGGAUUGUUUUCCUGUACCUGCAAAUCAGGUUUUGUUGGCGAUGGAUUCAACUGUAACGACGUCAAUGAGUGUCUGGAUUUGAAAGGGGCCUGUCACCAGAUUGCACGCUGUAUGAACACCCCAGGCUCAUACUUGUGCUUCUGUGAGAAGGGAUUUCUAGGCAAUGGACAGAUGUGCUCGGAUAUCAAUGAAUGUCAGCUGGGCAAUCAAGAAUGCCAUUCAGAAGCUUCAUGUAUCAACACCAUGGGGAGUUUUUACUGUGUGUGCAACCAGGGAUUCAGUGGCACUGGUGAAACUUGCACUGCUAUUGAUGAAUGUUCGAUGUCUAGUUCUUGCCAAACAAAUAGCAAAUGCACAAAUAUGGAAAAGUUGUACAAAUGCAUUUGCUCAUCCAAUGGCACUUGUGAUCUACAACCAGCAAAUGGUGUGUUCUAACUUGAGUAUAUUGUCAAACUAAUGUUGAGCAUUAUUUAUCAGAAGCAUUAUAAAAAUCAUGUUGUAUAAGGUUUAUAUGCUAUAUGACUGAUUGUUAACUUGAAAGGCAAUAUUCAAGAUGAGUUUUCUCAGACCAAUGAAUGGGAUAUAAACAGUGCUUUUUUUGUAGAUAAUAAGGUGUUAGUACGCAUAUUGUUCUUUGCUGUUGGUGUCUAUGGCGGAUCAUAGUUCUAUAAACUGCUUUAGCUGUUUAAGGGCCAGACUGU